AUGGCAUUGUUGUCCGUGAGGCGAAAGGAAGAAAAGAUAAGGGCUUCGGUAUUCUGGGCAAUUUUAGCUUCUGCUUUGCAGCAGCAGGAAGGUCUUUUUGCAGCAUCUCAGCAGGUAGGCGAGCACUAUACGUCAGCGCUCACCGGCGGUUACGUCGAAAACACCAAUGGGACUACGCACGACACAUUCCGGUCAACGUUCGACGCUAGCGAUUUCUUGAAUCCGUUUGAAGUGGCAGAUGAAGGAUCACCCACAGAAAUAGCGGCUGUGGAACCGACCGCUGUUGUCGGUGGUGCGGAUAUUCGAGGUUUUGGCAGCUUUCUGAAGAAAGUACGCGCCUGUUUAGCUUUGUUCAUAUGCGUAGGGUUGUUUUCACUGGCAGCUACACGGUUGCCCGUAUCACGGAAGCCAGUUGGAACCGGACCUGAUGACAAUGUUAACGGUAGGCUGCAUAAUCAGAAUGCAGCUUGUGAGGCGGCGAAGAUAGAAGAACCGCGUCAAAGGAUUAGGGCACUCCGUGGGUUGCUGCCAGUCGCAGAGGACCUCGCCCAUGCUGUGGGCACUUCCGAAGGCCGAAAUCUGCUGCUGGCCUUCAAGGAAAGCGUAGGAUGCCCAAUCAACGGUGCAACGCCGGAAAGUAUUCACGCGUCUAUAAGUUCAUCGGUGAAGGCCUUGAGUCUUCUCCAUGAGGCGGCAAUCCAGGAGGCGCAGGCGCUUGUAGUGGGUCGUGAAAGCCUGUCCAUUACGGACUUAAUGAGUGGAUGGGAAGAAAAAAAUUUAGUAGAGACUUUGCUGACAAGGCAAACUAUCAGAAUAAUCAAGCCGUUUGCCAAGACGAUUAGGUCUCUUCGGGAGAGCUCGGUGAGGCUUUCCUUGAGGCUGCAACUUGCAAGUGCCAGACUUUCCAUGGGUCGUCGUUUUAAAGACGAAAGGGACGGAAACUUGCUACGGGCUGCGGCAGCGGACCUACACUGUUUCCGCGAAGCUAUCGCAACACGCAGCAAGAGCUUUGCUGCAGCUAUUGAGGUAGUCCGCAAAAUUGCGGAAGUAGGAAGAACUCAGCAGCUGGCAGCCAGGACGAAAUUCAGAUAUCUCGCCGAGACUGAUUUAGACACCGUGAAGGCCUACGCAGCACUUGUGAAGAAACAGCUUCAAGCGGGCCACACACUAUCCGCAAGUACUGCUGAUUCGUCAGCAGAAACACAGUUAGAAUGGAUAGAUGAGCUCGUGAGGGAAACUGCCGAGUUGAUUUCUGCACAUCGCAGAAUCUUGGAGAACUUGGAAAGCACGAGAAGUCCUGGCUCAUUGCAUGUGGCUGCCGUGGCUGCCGCCUCUACUGAACAGCCAAUAGUGUUGAAUCUUGGCUCGUGUUGGGAGCUUCUGCGCUCCCUCCCUGCCCCACCGGAAGUUUUGGAUGAAGAAGGAAUGCAUAUCAUUGGGCAUAUUGCAAGCGGAGUCAAAGCUCGGUGCCAGUUGCUCACCUCUUCGAUACUCGCUAUUUCUGAAGAGGCCAGACAACAUUCAGGACUGGAGCUCUCCAUACGCAAGGAACGUCUAAGCAGCGACAUAAAGACUCAGUUGGUCGAUGGCAUCAACUCGGCAGUGAACGAUGCUGAAGCACUUUGCAAGGAGUUGGGAACACUGACUGAACUGUUCAUGGAGACAAAGCGCAUGGCAGCUGUAAGUGUGUACACAAAUCGUGCUUCCCUUGCAAUGGAGGCACUCAUUAAAGUAGAACGGAGGGCAAUGGUGCUUCUUGCAAGCUACAAUCUCAUGUUACUCUUAGAACAGGAUUUAGAAGAGCUAGACACUCGCUUUGCCAAGUUAAAAUCCGACAGAUGCGGGAUGCAGGCGGGGGAAUCGAGAGAUGAGCCUCAGCAGCUGCAGAACUACGAGAAGGCACUAAGGAGCGUACAACAUGCCCGAACAUUGGGGGACGCUGCAGCGGAAGCUGCCAAGUUGCGUCUUCUGGUUGAUAAUCUGGAGGACAUGAUGUACAAAGCGGAGACGGAGGUCUGA
This is a messenger RNA of Eimeria necatrix, 2019 nucleotides long. RefSeq lists its product as hypothetical. NCBI's taxonomy places the organism in Eukaryota, Apicomplexa, Conoidasida, Eucoccidiorida, Eimeriidae. The transcript has a single exon. Bases 1 to 2019 code for a protein of 672 amino acids. The record is from RefSeq and is a predicted model, not a curated record.